UCUUCCACAGGAGCCUAUAUCUCCUGAAAUGGUGUUCUUUUACAUCACUCAGGACACUCAAAGACACCCUUUACUUCCUGAGCUGAAAUCAGGUGGUUUCAGGAUAAGUGGCAAAGUAUGUUCUCAGUGUUCGGUCUUAGAUCCACUUAUUGGUGAGUUAACAGUUGAAGCAUCUGGAAUCCCUAUUCAAUCAAUUGACAUCCACUUACUUCGCGUGGAGUCAAUCUUGAUUGGCGACAAAAUAGCAACUGAAACCACUUCUAUUCAGACAACACAGGUAGCAGAUGGAGAUGUCUGUCGUGGCUUGACCUUACCCAUAUAUGUCAUUCUUCCACGCCUUUUGACUUGUCCAACAAUUUUUGCAGGUCCAUUCUCAAUAGAGUUCAAAACUACCAUCGUCAUUACUUUUAAAUCAGAGCAAACCAAGAAACAUCCAAAAUAUGAUCCAAAAACUCCCAGAUCAUAUAUGGCUAUGGAAAGUGUGCCUCUGGAACUGGUGCGCAAAAAGUAAGAUGAUUGGAGCCAUUUACACCUUAUGAGCAACGCUUGGCAGUAUGUCAAUAUGUUCUUGCAACAACUUGGAAGAGAAGAAUAUCUCCAACUCGAGCUGUCAAUUGGUUCAAAAAGUUUGUUCAUUUAACUACUUUUUGACCUAGUUGAAAUGACCCAUAUUCAUUGAUUAGUAUCUCUGAGAUGCCAGAUCUACGACCAUGUAGCAAGAGCACAGUACAAUGGCCGGAAAGUCUUCAAAUAUGAUGCUUCAUCUCUUUCAGUUCCUGUUCAACUGUUUCUGGAAGAUUUGUAAAUAUGUAUUAUAGGAUCAGCUUCUUGUAUUGCUGUUAGCUAUCGGGGUACAGUUUAUAACGAGUUUUUAGUUGGAAUUACAAAUUUAACUUAUGUACUAGAGUCUUGGAUAUUAAUAAACUUAAAACCUUUUUAUCUUUCA
Molecule: messenger RNA, 946 nt
Organism: Coffea arabica (coffee)
Lineage: Eukaryota; Viridiplantae; Streptophyta; Magnoliopsida; Gentianales; Rubiaceae
Source: RefSeq, a predicted model, not a curated record